CUAAAAUGUCCUUAACUUUAACAUUUAAUAUUUAAAACAUUAAUUUAAACUUUCAUACUCUAUUAAAGUGUUUUCAAAAUUGAAAUGCCGCCCCUAGCUAUGAUCUUAUGUUCUGUAUCCUCUGUAUCGUCGCUAGGUCCUUUGUAUCCUCUGUAUCGUCGCUGGAUUCUUCGUAUCCUCUGGAUCGCGACCGUAUCCCGGAUAGACGGAAUCCGCUUUUCCCCCCUUGCAUUCGAUAGACUCAUGUUCUGCUUUGGAAUCGAAUCAAAAACGUCUCGAAGCCGAAAUAUCCUAUUUCCGGCAUGUAAACUUUAUAUACACCCAUACCCACAUUCAACUCUGACCCCUGCGCAACUAAUGAAGAAAUAGCCAACACUACAUAGACUCUCAAUCAUCACACAUUACCUAUCAUGAGCAACGCGCCAAUCGCCACUUGCUACACACACUUUCGUAACAACAACCGACCGUUUCAGAAAUAUAACCUGAACUUCAUAAGUGAGAACCAUGGACCACUGACGGCUUCAGAAAUACAAGACGACGCUUUUAAGUUAAAAAUGCGUAUGAUAAUUGGCCAGUACAGUUAAAUAUUUCAAUCAAUUUCAUUGUAUUAUACAGGAAACCUCAAAUAUAUGAAUCUCUCAGCAUCAGAGAGAACGCAUAAAAUCACUACAAUCAGUGAUUACGACACUGUAACAAUAAGUAGUGCCGAUAUACAAGCAAUCGCAACAAUAAGAGAUAACUAUGAAUGUGCAAAAGGGAUAUGUCAUGGUCUGAAUGGAAUUGUAGAACGGUUCACAUGAGCCUCAUGCUAUGUGCUCAUAAAGCGUACUUGAAGUUUGUAUGGGAGAUUGCGUUAACUCCAUGUACCGUUCAUGUUAUUUCACAAUUACAGAUGUAUUGGUGUGGGUGUAGGUGUGGUGAGGUGACAUUUGCUCUGAUUGUAUAUACUUCAUUUCAAUUGCUUGUGACUAUCAGGUGGUAGUUCAUUGUGGGUAGGGCUGCGAUGUGACAGAUGUUGAAUGCUGCUGUUUUAAAUUUAGGUACGCUCAUUGUUGUGCGAGCGUUGGUAUGCUGGUUCAGUGUUGUGGGUUGUGUUUAUAGUUACAAUAGCGGUGCGAGGAUCCGCAUCGACAUCUUCAACCGUACUGAUGCAGACGUUCGUGUGCACAUAUUCACAGUCACUCAUGAAUAAUUCCAGUUUCAUUACGGUUUGAGCCUUUCAAUUCUUAAAGUAUACAGCAAACGUCCACGAUCUAGUCUCAGGUGAAGCGAGCCUUCAAAACGGUUAUUAUGUGUUAUUCUUCAGUUGAAACCACAUAUUGUUUUGUAAAAGAAAUUAGCCGAUAAAAUGAAUAUAUAGAUCUUAGAUCGCGACUGUGCCAAAUCCAUACCGUAACAUAUUUCGAUCUUUCUUAAUUCUUUGAGGACGGAAUUCUUUUUAAUGGAAAAGCAUUUUUCAUCCGUUUUAUUUUAUUUUAACUCAAAGGGGCUACAUAAAAAUCUUAUGAUAAUCAUAACAACAAUUUUUUUCAUCUUUUAAACAAAGUGGCAAUUUGUCGUUAAAGCACUUGAUAUUGGAACGAAAAUGUGCUUCAUUGGUGCAACAAUAAGCACACCCUGUUCUUUUUCCUUUACAGACAAGCGCAUUUCAUUGCCAAAAUGAAGAACAAGUUUUAGUGAUGCUAGUUUAGACAUAUUUUCAGAAGAAAGUCUAAAAAGACUUAUUCGUUCAUUACCACAGCAGAAAUAUUUCGCCACUAAAACCAAACAGUUAAAGUAUGCUACCUUAUCUCGAGUUAACUGAGUAUAACAAAUGAGUAAAGGCUUGGGUGUGGGUGAACAAAAGCUCAAAACCCACACCCACACCCACACCCUUAGCAUUACCAAAUAACAAACGUAAAAGAAUCGAUCCACCAAUUAGCAACAACAAAAAACAACAUUUACAUGAUUUAUUUACCAAAUAUGUAAUUCGUGAUGGAAGGACGUUUAAUGACCUGCAAAAACCUGGAUUGAAAAAAAUUUUACAAGAACUCAUUCCUGAUUAGUUUAUUUAAAAAAAUGACUGAUAUUUAUUUGACUAGCAAUAUCAGAUAGUGUGCUAAUCGAUAAUCAAUUAUGAAAAUGAAUACACUAACAAUUUAUGCUGGUCUAUUGAUUAUUAAAUCUUUUUUUUUCGUAUAGGUUAUGAACCUCCGACUCGGUAUUCAGUGGCUCAUCAGCUAAAACAUCUUCAUAAGCUCUAUUUAAAGAAAUUAAUUGAUGAUUUAGCAUUAAUUGGUGAUAUUUCAAUAACUCUAGACCUGUGGAGCAACAAACAAAUGCGAUCAUUCUUAGUAAUCACAGGUCAUUAUUUUCCUAACAAUCGUUUUGAUUUACAAUCUACGGUUUUAAAUUUCUCAACGUUUAAUGUUCAUCAUACAUCUGUUGAUAUUUUUCGAGUAUUACAAGAGAAAUUAAAAGGACUUGAUAUAUUACACAAGGUGGUUCGAGUGACUUCCGAUGGUGGUCGUAAUGUGGUCCGUGCCAUUUGUGAUCUGCACUUGAAUUUAGAGCAUGUAUGA
This is a messenger RNA of Rotaria socialis, 2561 nucleotides long. The record is from the annotation of a GenBank genome assembly. Lineage: Eukaryota; Metazoa; Rotifera; Eurotatoria; Philodinida; Philodinidae.